AGGUAGAAAACCGUUUUGAGAAGCUGUAGUGCUGUCAUGCAGCAAAUGAUCGCCUAAGAUCUCUUGAAAUUUGGCAAGACAAAUGGAUUUCUCAUCCUCCUCUGAUAGCGAUUUAGAGGAAGAGCUUAACCGAAAUUUUCGACGCGAGCGCAGAGAGCAGGGCGGCAUUGUGCGCACGGCAUCUUCCGCGCGUUCCGAGGCACGACGCUACACGCUACCGGACGGACACUCCAUUGAAGUACGUAGAGGUUGCAUAUACAUUCCUUUUCGUGAGAUCUACGUUCAUGUAUUGCAGGCUCUUUGUUGCCCUCAAAAGUGGUUCGGCGACGGCCGCAUUCCAUGUCGAAGGCGGAAACCGCUCUCCCCAGACUUGGUCAGCCUUAUCAGAGUGUCAGAUCUAACAAGCAGUCCUCGUCGAGACGAAGUGAUCGCCUUGGCUGACGCCACUGAAAACGGGUUCUUUAUCUUCGCAGAAGUGCGGGACAUCAGCGCGUCGCCGUCGUCCCCACCCUUUACAGAGCCACAAUGCCACUCGCUUCAGUCGCAGAAAACGUUUGAUCCAUUUGUUGACACUCGCUUUCAACGCAUAAUGCAGUUAAGCCGAUGGCGUUUCACGCUGAAGCAUUCCCCUGCUCUUAAGGAAUACCGCCACGAUGUGUGGAGCUCUUCCGAGGUUCCACGGCUUUCACAUGAGGUUUGCUGUUAUGACGACGACUUGGGUCUCUUGUGGAAGUUUGACGGGCAGGACGGCGCUCUCUACAUGCUGCGCUACACAGAAGCUACGGCCGCUUUUUCGCAGACCCUUUUUGCCACGAUACCGUUUCCUCCACAAGUGUGUUUGCAGAUGCAAUACCUGCCAGGAAAAGAAGAUGAACAUGCGUUUCACACGGUUCAAUUUCACUUAGUCAUAAUCGGAGUGUCUCACGUGGCUAUAGCGUCGCUGUCAAUUAACCGCGAUCAAUCGAGUGAUGCUGCUGUUCCCCAAGCGUCGCUGCAGCACGUGCAAACAGUUGCGCUUUGUUUAUCCGAUGCCGCGUGUGGGUGCACACGCGCACACAACUCCACUUGCGAGUUGCCCGACCUCUGGCUCGGUGCGGGACGGAGCAUUUUUAAGUUUGCGCAGCGGGACAGCGGAGACUGGAGCAAAUCACGGGUUACGUCGUUUUCUACCACCGAUGUGACGGCGUUGGCUGUGCAAGCAGCGGGAACGUCCACAUUAGGUUUCACGGUAGCAGGGAUGCGCAACGGAACGCUGCAGCUGGUGGCGGAUGGCGUUCGGCGCCACGCGAAGUUUGAUACCACUGUUCGGCAUCACGGUUCUGACAUAAAAUUUGUUUUCGAAAUUCCAGACGUACCAUACGGCUUCGUGUCGAUUGCACGGAAUGGAGAGACGAAGGUGUGGGAUGCACGUCUCUUGAGUCAGGAAAAGGAUCCGGUGCGAACUCUGCUCAAAUCGCGUCCCGAUGGCGGGCAGGCCGGUGUGUGUAGUGCGGCGCUCGCCGGUAAUGUGCUAGCGGUUUCCUCUGCGUCGACUGGACUCACGUGUGUGGAUAUACCGCUGUACACAACACUAUUGCAUACCGUACAGAAUAUCUCGUCCUCGACACGCAUUGUACUAGGGACAAGGAACGGCAUUUUCUAUGAUCUUUACACAUUCAGUCCGUAUUUUGUUCAACGGUUUGAGCUUUGCAGUUGA
Messenger RNA from Leptomonas pyrrhocoris, 1696 nucleotides. RefSeq lists its product as hypothetical. The record is from RefSeq and is a predicted model, not a curated record. The transcript has a single exon. Gene Ontology annotation, molecular function: protein binding. The coding region runs from base 83 to 1696 and encodes 537 amino acids. Lineage: Eukaryota; Euglenozoa; Kinetoplastea; Trypanosomatida; Trypanosomatidae.